AUGUCUACACAAACACAACCUCGCACAGGCAGUAAUGCGCAACAACAACAAGCCCUCGACAUAUCGACCCUACCAGUCGAGCAACUAUCCCAACUCCAACAACGCCUAUCACAAGAACUAGAACACCUCUCAAACUCCCAUGCUCGCUUACGUGCAGCUCAAGCACGGUUCAAGGAUUGUAUACGCAGCAUUAAAGACGGCGUGCAGGGGAAGACGGCUGAAACUCCCCUCCUCAUCCCUCUAACAACCUCCCUAUACGUCCCCGCUCGCCCCACAAAAACCGGCACAGUCCUCGUAGACGUCGGCACCGGGUACUACGUCAGUAAAUCCACGUCCGCAGCGACCACGUUCUACGAAGGGAAAGUAAAAGACUUGGACAAGAAUUUGUCGGAUAUUGAGAGGGCGGUGGGGGCGAAGAAUGGGGAUUUGAGGGUUGUGGAGGAUGUUUUGAGGGGGAAGGUGCUGGCGGAGCAGCAGCAGGGGAGACAGGGAGGAGGUGGCAAGGAUGGAGAACAGGGGAUACCGAAGGGGAAGUGA
This is a messenger RNA of Lithohypha guttulata, 537 nucleotides long. It is a transcript of the gene GIM5, whose product is annotated as subunit of tubulin prefoldin. The record is from RefSeq and is a predicted model, not a curated record. The transcript is spliced from 2 exons. Gene Ontology annotation, biological process: RNA polymerase I assembly; protein folding; RNA polymerase II core complex assembly. Gene Ontology annotation, cellular component: prefoldin complex; cytoplasm. Lineage: Eukaryota; Fungi; Ascomycota; Eurotiomycetes; Chaetothyriales; Trichomeriaceae. Bases 1 to 537 code for a protein of 178 amino acids.